Neopsephotus bourkii (Bourke's parrot) is the source of this 987-nucleotide messenger RNA. It is a transcript of the gene EXOSC6, whose product is annotated as exosome component 6. Lineage: Eukaryota; Metazoa; Chordata; Aves; Psittaciformes; Psittacidae. Bases 111 to 983 code for a protein of 290 amino acids. Gene Ontology annotation, cellular component: cytoplasmic exosome (RNase complex); nucleolus; nuclear exosome (RNase complex). Gene Ontology annotation, biological process: U4 snRNA 3'-end processing; rRNA catabolic process; nuclear mRNA surveillance. The record is from RefSeq and is a predicted model, not a curated record. The transcript has a single exon.
AUAAACGCUACGGCCCCGAGGGCUGCCGGUUCCCGUCUGCUUUGGGGGGGGCGGAGCGGGCCGGGCUCCUCCUCUUCCUGCUGCUGCUCGCUGAGCCCUGCCCGCCGAUCAUGCCGGUGGAUCACCGCCGCCUCUGCGGCCCGGAGGAGUCGCAUGCGCCGGGGCUGUGGGCUGCGGUCUGCGGGGCGGCUGUAGCGGCGGAGGACGGUGAGGAGGGAGGUGGGGAUGAAGCCCCGCGGGACCCCUGGGCCUUGCGGCCGCUGUUCGCCCGGGCCGCGGUGCUGAGCCAGGCCGACGGCUCGGCCUACGUGGAGCUGAGCGGGGGCACGAAGCUUCUCUGCGCCGCGUGGGGCCCGAGGGAGGCCCCCGAGCCCCCGACGGCGGCGGCGGCGGCGGCGGCGCUGAGAAUGGGGCGGCUGCAGUGCGACUUCCGGCGGGCGCCGUUCGCGAGCCGCGGGGCUCGGCGGCGGCCGGGCUCGACGGCAGAGCGGGACGCGGAGCGGGACUUGGCGGCGGCGCUGCGGAGUGCGCUGGAGCCCACGCUGCAGCUGGAACGGUACCCGCGGACCCGGCUCCUGGUCAGCGUGCUGCUCCUGCAGGACGAAGGCUCCGUGCUGGCCGCCGCCAUCAGCGCGGGGGCGCUGGCGCUGGCCGACUCCGGGGUGCAGAUGUACGACCUGGCUGUGGGCUGCGCCCUGUGCCGCGGGCCCGAUCCCUCCGCCGCCUGGGUGCUGCAGCCGGGGGAGGCCGAGGAGCGGCGGGCCGCGGUCCGGCUCACCGUGGCCCUGCUGCCGGCCCUCAACCAGGUAUCGGCCGUGCAGGGCACCGGCAGCGGGAGCACGCCCGAGGACUGGGCAGAGGCGCUGUGCUUCGGCCUCGACGCCUGCUACCGCCUUUACCCGGUGCUGCGGCAGAGCCUGCUCCAGGCCACCGGCCGCCGCCGCCACCGCCGCCGCCGUGCCACCGCUGCCAGCACUGCCUGAGCGC